GUGCUCCAGUUUGGGGCAGGGGAUGAUCGCUGAAGGGAUUUGUUUUUCCCGGGCCUUGAAAGGCAGGGGCCGGGAGACUCGUUCCUAGCCCUGGACCGGAUUUGAAAGCUGGGGUAUUUUUGUUGGCUUUUUUUUUCCUUUCUUGGAGAACGGAAUUCUUCGCCCCCUCCCCCUUCCAGCUGGGCCAGUUGUUGGCCGCUGCUUAGAGAAACGCGGGGACUGGUCCGAGCAGCUCCUCUCCCUUUGAACACACACGCGAGCUAGACACAGCCUCGACCUCCCUCUCCCCUCCCCUCCCCCAAUCUUUCAGCCAGUGGCCCGAAGUGGGCCCCGGGUCCAUCCCAUGCCCUGACUUCGAGGGCAGCUCUGGCGCCGCCCGGACCUGGCUGGACAGACUAGGAGUUUGGGGGCUGUGGCUGUCACCUCCUCAUCAACAUCCCAGGGCCAAGGACAUCACAGUGCACGACCUGUUCCCUUUUGAUCUCUCAGAAACCAUUCCCCAGCCCAAAUCUGGCAGCCAUCCCCCUGAACCAGAGUGGGGGGGCACUACUUCAGCAAGUGGACAACAGAAUCCAUCCCGGAGACACACAUAUCCCCAAGCCCCGGCGCUGGGCUCCUGCUCCUGUUUAGCCUUCAGCUGAGUCUUGAGGGCUGCAAAGCUGAAACUUUUAACCCCUUCACUGGCCCCCCCUCUCCACUGGACUCUGCCCUUACUGGUCGGUCUCCUGCGCUCAUUCUCCUCCCUCUGGGAGUCUCUGCCCCAUCAGGUGAGCAGUCCCCAGACCAAGGGAGGAAGAGGAGAAAGAGCGGAGGGAGUGGGACCUGGGCUGAGAUCCGGUGGGUGUGGGCUGGGGCUGGGGCAGCUGGGGGGGGUGCCGUUAAGAUGUGGAGAUCUCCCUGGCUGAGAGGGGCUCCAAGGAGGCAGUGGCAGCACGAGGCCCAGGGAGAGCAGCAUGGACAGGCCCGUGGCAGCGUGGUGAAGCAUGAACAUCCGGAGUGCCCAGGACCACGGGCAGGCCAGUGACAACCCCAGUGGUGGCGGUGGAGGCAGCGGCGGUGGUGGUGGUGGAGAGCGAGAACGAAUUCGGAUGCGAAUGAAGAUGGUCAUCGGGCAGCUGGAGGGCAUCCUGCAGGAGCUCAAGGAGGUGGCUAAAGAGCUGAGAGAGGUGGUGAGCCAGAUAGACAAGCUGACCUCCGAUUUUGACUUUGAGCUCGAGCCCGAUGAUUGGACGACGGCCACGGUCAGCAGCACGUCUAGCAGUGAGAAAGGUGGCGGGAGCGGCCCCUUUGACCUGACCCACCUGGAUUUCAUGACCUCAGACAUCCUCUCCGACAGCUGGGAAUUCUGUUCCUUCCUGGACAUCUCGACCCCCUCAGACUCAGGCGAGGGCCCCGAGCCAGCCCGACAGCCUCCCACCCCUGACUACAGGCUGAUGAAUGGAGGCGUGCUUAUCCCCAAUGGGCCCCGUGUCGAGACCCCUGACUCUUCCAGCGAGGAGGCCUUCAGUUCUUGUCCCCCUGAUCCUCCCAAGGGCCAGCAGGCCCAUCGGACCCCAGGCACCAGGGAGCGGGUGCGUUUCAGUGACAAGGUGCUCUACCAUGCCCUCUGCUGUGAUGAUGAGGAAGGAGAGGGGGAAGAAGAACAGGCAGAGGAUGGGGGAGCCUCAUCCCCCAACCCUCCCCAGACAGAGCCCCACGUGGCACCCCUCAAACCCCUCCUGGCGACCUGCAAGCCACGGAGGUCUCCCCUCACGAGCCGGAAUGGAGGUCAUAUCCCUACGCUCACCCCAGGGUCAGGGCAGACCCGAAGGGUCACACGGAACACCAGUACCCAAACGGUGUCGGACAAAAGCACCCAGACUGUGCUGCCAUAUGCAGCAACCAGGCAGAAAGUCAAAGGGAAAAACUGAGAGGAGCAAAAGAGGUGGGGGUGGGGAUGGGGUGGGCAGGUGGGGAAAUAGAUACACAUAUAUAUUUAAACAAAUCCAAUCAUAAUAAAUCAAAAAAACAAAAGGAAAAGGUCAUACCAACUACCCAGACUCGUCCUCCAGCCAGCACUGGCCUUACCUAUAGGCAGAGUGGGUGGUUGCCCACAGGGUCUGACAGGAGCACUGGGAAAAUCUGUCAGCAACAAAACACCCCCCGCCCGCCACAGUGCCUGAAAUAGCCCCAUUAGAGCUACCUCG
Antechinus flavipes (yellow-footed antechinus) is the source of this 2186-nucleotide messenger RNA. It is a transcript of the gene INSYN1, whose product is annotated as inhibitory synaptic factor 1. NCBI's taxonomy places the organism in Eukaryota, Metazoa, Chordata, Mammalia, Dasyuromorphia, Dasyuridae. Gene Ontology annotation, cellular component: postsynaptic density. The record is from RefSeq and is a predicted model, not a curated record. The transcript has 3 exons. The coding region runs from base 984 to 1910 and encodes 308 amino acids. Gene Ontology annotation, biological process: inhibitory postsynaptic potential.